Messenger RNA from Leptosia nina, 732 nucleotides. Lineage: Eukaryota; Metazoa; Arthropoda; Insecta; Lepidoptera; Pieridae. The record is from the annotation of a GenBank genome assembly.
AUGUAUUGGUGUCUACCUCUACGCAUAUCUGUACGAGAUAGUAUUAUAUUAAUUCUUCUGGUUAUAUUUAAUACAAUCCAUGUAACUGAUAUGGCCAACAACGACAUGGAUAUCCAGAGCAAGCAAAGCAAGUCUAAAGAUGAAAAUGCGAGUAAACUAGUAAAUUUUAGUGGAAGUGAUGAUUACUUAAAAAACUGUCCAACUGAAGAGAAUGAAUUGAACUGUUCUGAAUUGAAUUAUCCAUGUGUGACAUGUGAUAGAAGCAUUGACUGUAUCUAUGGAGCUGUAGAAAACUAUACAUGCUAUGUUAAAACUAAAGUCAUUUGCAAGGGUGCUAGAACAUUUAAUAAGACAGCACUAUGCAGAUUCUGUUACCAAACUGAUAAAUGGGAAUACAGAUGUGAUCAAAAGGCAAACUGCAAUUCCUUGGCUUCUCCCAUGAAAUAUUAUUUAACUAACUGUACUGUUUCGGAUGACAUAAUUUGUUUGGGCAAAAGGAGGUUCCUAAAGAAAAUCAGAUGCUCAUGGACGGCUGGCACAAGGUGGGGUACUGCUCUUGUCCUUGCUCUUACUCUCGGUGGCUUUGGUGCCGAUCGGUUCUACUUAGGACAUUGGCAAGAAGGCAUCGGAAAGCUAUUCAGCUUUGGUGGUCUUGGAGUUUGGACACUUGUAGAUGCAUUAUUGAUUGGUAUUCAUCACCUUGGUCCAGCUGAUGGAUCUCUAUAUAUUUAA